Tachysurus vachellii is the source of this 9061-nucleotide messenger RNA. RefSeq names its product mitogen-activated protein kinase kinase kinase 11. NCBI's taxonomy places the organism in Eukaryota, Metazoa, Chordata, Actinopteri, Siluriformes, Bagridae. Gene Ontology annotation, cellular component: centrosome. Gene Ontology annotation, biological process: protein phosphorylation; microtubule-based process; positive regulation of apoptotic process. The coding region runs from base 916 to 3978 and encodes 1020 amino acids. The record is from RefSeq and is a predicted model, not a curated record. The transcript has 10 exons. Gene Ontology annotation, molecular function: protein binding; JUN kinase kinase kinase activity; ATP binding.
AAAAAAAAGACUGGAAGGUCAGUUUCUUAGUAUAAAAAAAACAGAGAGAAGUGUGUGGAACUGUUUGGAUUUAAUCACCUACAACAGCUUGUUUUUUUUUUGUGUUUUUCGGGGUUUAAGUAACGCUUCUGAUUGUUGGCACUGAACUUCCUGUUUUAACAUUUAGUGGUGGUAGAGAAGAGAAAAAAAGAGGAGAAAAACACGCACAUAUUUGGGUUUGGUCCUAAAUAUGUUCAGUUGCGUGUUUGGAUUUGGAGACUUAAAGUAAAAAGGUGAUAGAGUUUUUUCUUUUUUUGCCUUGUGCACAAUGAGUUUUGCGGUUUUUGUGCGUUUUCCUGCCAUUCUUCUCUGCGCUUCCUGCUCGGACUGACCGCAAGCAGUUCACGACUAAAAAUACUCAUCAUGGACGGAGAAAUGGACUUUUUCUUCUUUUAAAACACUCAGGAUAUUUCGUUAUAUAUACAUGGUUUUAGAUUAUUGUUGGCGCAGCAGUUUAUGUGUUUUGCGCAUCCCCUGAGCAAAGCAAGGUGCACAAGAUUUUAUGGACAAAUUUAGUUCGUCAAUGUAGUAAAUUCGACCCAUUUCCUGUUCAUCAGAUCAUAGGAUAUGGGAUUUGAACAGAUCUCAACCUAGCCUAGCGUUCAUGGAGUGCUUAGGGUUUGCGCUCACAUCCACCGUUUCCAUCUUCAUGGAGACCCGCGCGCUCCAUGUGUCCGGGUGCUGUGCGUCUUUUCAUGGUUAGCGCGCUUGGCUUUGGAAGAAAAAUCAGAGCGCACCAGUCCCUCUCCAUGAUCCUCAGGUACAGUUUGGAAACUGGAGAGAGGGGCCGGAGAGUGUGUACAUCUGGAGCGUUUUCCAAUUGUUUGGAUCCGUGCGUAAAGAGGAAGAAGAAAAAGAAGAAGAAGAAGAAGCGCUAUGGAGCCCCUGAAGACCAUAUUUACGCGCGGCACGCUAUCCCCCUGGAAAAAUCUGGAGCAAUCCCAGAAAGGGAAUUUCACCAACCCGGUUUGGACAGCACUCUUUGAUUAUGAGGCGUCCGGCAAGGACGAGCUCACCCUGCGGAAAGGCGACGUAGUGGAAGUUCUGUCUUUAGACUCGGAAAUAUCCGGGGAUGAAGGCUGGUGGGCUGGAAAGGUCAACAACAAGGUGGGAAUUUUCCCUUCCAAUUACGUCUCGCUUAAACCCAGCGGAUAUGGAAAGAUCCCGGGUUCCAGCGUGACAGCAGGUGAACUCGGGCCGGCAGUGGAGCUGCAGGUCGAGCCAGAGGUGGUAGAUUUCCGGGAUCUCAGCUUGCAAGAGGUGAUCGGUGUCGGCGGGUUUGGGAAGGUCUACCGCGGCACAUGGCGAGGGGACCUGGUGGCGGUAAAGGCUGCGCGCCAGGACCCGGACGAGGAUAUCAGCGUGACGGCGCAGAACGUGCGCAACGAGGCGCGCCUCUUCGCCAUGCUCACGCACCCCAACAUCAUCGCGCUCAAAGGAGUGUGCUUGCAGGAGCCCAACAUGUGCUUGAUCAUGGAGUACGCGUCUGGUGGACCUCUGAGCCGUGCGCUGGCCGGGAGACGCAUCGCACCACACAUUCUGGUCAACUGGGCCGUGCAGAUCGCCAGAGGCAUGCUGUACCUUCACAGCGAUGCUAUAGUCACUGUCAUUCACAGAGACCUCAAAUCAAAUAACAUCCUCCUGUCUCAGCCGAUAGAGAAGAACGUGAUGGAGGGAAACACACUGAAGAUCACAGAUUUCGGGUUGGCUCGAGAGUGGCAGAAGACCACCAAGAUGAGCACAGCGGGGACUUAUGCCUGGAUGGCACCGGAGGUCAUCAAAUCCUCCACCUUCUCCAAGGGCAGCGAUGUGUGGAGUUAUGGAGUUUUAUUAUGGGAGUUACUCACAGGCGAGGCUCCAUACAGAGGGAUUGAUGGUCUGGCUGUGGCCUACGGUGUGGCAGUAAAUAAACUGACUCUGCCCAUCCCCUCCACCUGCCCUGAACCCUUCGCCCAACUCAUGUCAGCAUGUUGGGAUCAGGACCCCCACCACAGACCCAGCUUUGCCUCCAUCUUGGCUCAACUGUGUGCUCUGGAGCAGCAGGUGAUGGAAGAGAUGCCUCAAGACUCCUUCCACUCUCUGCAGGACGACUGGAGACUGGAGAUCCAGGGCAUGUUUGAUGAGCUGCGUGCUAAGGAAAAGGAGCUGCGGUGUCGUGAAGAGGAGCUGAAGCGCGCCGCUCUGGAACAGAAAUCUCACGAGGAGUUUCUGCGUCUGCGAGAGCAGCAGUUGGCUCAAUGGGAGCAGGAUGUGUUUGAGAGGGAGCUCUCACUCCUCAUUCUUCAUGUAAACCAAAACCAGGAGAAACCCAAAGUCAAGAAGCGCAAAGGAACCUUCAAGAAGCACAAGCUGAAAUUAAAGAACGGGGAGAAAAUCAGCAUGCCACAAGAUUUUAUCCACAAAAUCACCGUUCAGGCUUCUCCUGGUUUGGAGAAGAGACGAAAUUCUCCAGAUUUGGGUUCUCCUUCUAUCGGCCCACGUUUCCGUGCCAUCCAACUGAGCCCCAGUGAAAGUAAGUGGAGCUCGGUGUGGCCGCUGGAAUCUCUUCCUCUGAAGGCUAACGGCGAAAGGAAACUUUCUCCUCACUGGAGCCCUCAAAGCCCUAAAAGCCCCAAGAGCCCUAAGGUUCAGCGCCUGAGUCCGCAGGAGAGCGGACUGUCUAUGAGAGCUCGGCUGUUGGCUUUGGACAGCAAUGAAAAUGGAGACUCCAAAGAUGACUUUGAGGAGUACCGACCCAACACACCUGAACCAAGCCAAAAUGGCUCUAACCUGGUUAAGGAACCUUCAUGGACAGCUCUUCCAGAAGAGGACUCUGGGAGUGAAGAGGGAUAUUUGUCCCCUUGUAGUUCACCAAACCUAGACUGUCGCUCCAGUAUUCCACCUCAUACUAAAAUCACUCACCGUGCCUUGCUCAGCGGAGCUGCUCUUCUCGCCUCUGUGGCUCUGGGACGGCAUCUGGAACCCCAGCACCCACCAACACCCCCUCCACGAACAGCCCAUAGAACUAAUGUGCCUGCUCUGGAGUUAGUCCGAGAACAGCCCCUGCUGGCUGUGGUGGACUUGCCCACGGAUCCCACUUUGGUUGCAGACCUUAUCACGUUUAGUACAGAUUCUCUGCCGCAAGAACUUCUUGUUGACUCACUGAAGCCCACAGAGAAUAAGCCAUUACCUUUGACCCCACCUCCUCCAAAUCCCAGAGAGAGGGACAGGACAAGCCAAAAGACUGUCCAGCAUAGCGCUGCUGAGUGGAUCGCUAAUGGAGUGACAGAGAGUGUGAACCAGACUGGAGACAGAAGGAGAAGAUCUAGUCAUGGACUUUCCUCACAACUAGUGUUGGAUCUACCGUUAUGUCAAGAUACUAUGGAAGCAGAUGAGAAAUCCCCGGUCCCAUUUGCUCUCUACCCCGAUCCUCGUCUUUGGAGCCCUAAAACGCGGCGCCUGGAGGUAAACAUCAUACCACGACCUCGUCCGUCUCCUAACCGACCCCGGAUAGAUCCCUGGAGCUUCAUUUCAGCUGGUGGGAUGGAGAAAUGUAGCUCAAGGCAUGCCAUUUCAACCAGCAGCCCAACAAGUCCAAGACUAGGGUACAGACCCUCACCGACCAACCCCUUCAUGAAUUGUGACCCCUUCCCUUCCCCUGACUGUGAUCCUUUCAGUCUGAAGGCGGACCCAUCUAUAAACUCCGAUCUUUCCUCACCCUUUGAUCCAUUCUCCGCCCCUUUUCCUGUUUCUCGCUCCGCACCAUGUUCCACCAACGGGAGUCCCAACCUUUCUCUCAGGGUCGCCCCACUGAACCCUGCUGAUGCCCCAUUCCUAGACCUGGGUUGGGCAGGGGUCAACAAGCCCAUAGGUGUUGCCAAAGAGAAAGUUUUCCCCAGAAAGACUCUAGGUCUUAGUCCCUUCAAGUCGCCAGCAAAACAAAGAGAUGACGUAUUCUGAGCUUCUACUGGAAGCCACACAUUUACCAGUCCACAUUCAAACAACCCUGUUUUGCAUGCUUUGGAGUUGUCUGCUUUCCUUUGAAAAGCUUCAGACUACCCAAGUGUUGGAUUGCAAAAAAUUUUUGCCUUCACAGAAAAAAAGAUGAUGCUCAUAAUAUUUCCAAUUUUAUGAUGUGGCUCAUUUUCUUCAAAUCACCAUCAGUCACCAUUUCAGAUUGAGGAUUCUACCAGAACCCGGAGCAUAAUCCGUCUUGCAUUAUUAGCUUAUUUAAUAUGACUUAUUUAAUAUGCGUUGCAUUACUUUAAGUGCCUUUGUCUGUUGGUUGUCUCAACUAAGAGUAAGUAAGAGUUAUGCUACAGAAACAAGCAGAUUUCAAAUAUCGGUUUAAUUCACAUAUUGACUUUUGGUUUUGUCAUGAGCCGUGUUAGCAUUUUUAGAUGAUCUGAUUCUAACAUGUCUGUCUUGAGUUCAAGACGGCUUUUUUAUUCUGCUUCGCUCGUCACAUGGAGCAUAGUCUGUACAAACAAUCAAGCUGUUGAUUUCCUAUGGAAAGUUGAUAGGAUCUAAAAUUCAUCUUUUUCUUAGAGCAACUGUUCCAAUCUGCAGAGAUGAACAAGACAAACUUGCAGAUCAUUCCAUACACAUACCAAAGAAUGAAAAAGAAAGCUCAGGCCAGCGCAUAUUAUCACUAUCACCUCUUCACUUCUGCCUGGAGCAAAAUCUACAUUAGCAUACUAAGAUAAUUCCCUUAAAAUGGAUCCAUCAAAUUUUAGAAAACUUCAUUUUAAUUUUCUGAGCAACAGAUAUUGAACUCUUUAGACAAAAUAUUCACAGUAAAGACAUGGUCCAAUAAUUGAACCAGAAAUCUGUGGUUAAUACAUUUUAUCCGGCAUGGCUUUAGUUGCAGGACAUGCCACCGAAGCAUGGUUUCCAUUGCGAUUAAAUCACAUGAUUUAUGUUUGAUUAAGAUGGCACAAGAUCGCAGAGAACAUCACAGAAAGCUCAAUUAUCUUGGCAAGGCUUGCUUCUCUUAAUUCAAACCACAAAUUUGGUGAUGAGACAGUGCCCUAAAUCUUUUUUAUACUUAUUUUUAAACUACUGAAAAAACUGUGUAGCAAUGUAUAAGGCAGGCCAUCUACCUCCCUUAUGUGUAUAACGUGCAUGUACUGUACUAAAAAAUUCUGCGAGCCCAGCAUGAUGGGGUUUGGCUUAAACCUGCUAUUCAAACUAUAUGACAGGUUUAUGUUGACAUUUCCUACAUAUCAGACAUAUUGCAAACAUUUCAGAUAGGCCCUUUAAUCACCAAGACACCAUAUAUUCAACAGUACUACAACAGACCCUGUUCAAUUUAAGCACGAAAUUGCAAAGCCUUCAUUCGAGUCUGGAGGAAAAUCUGUUCGGAACGACAAAGGAUCUCUGGAGUCUUUGACUGCUGUUUGAAAAAGUGCAUUCACUGUACAAAAAUUGUAUCCGUACAGGCACACACAAGUCCUACACCAUCAGCGUUAACUUACUGACACGGCUGCUUGCCGUCAAAGGCUACAUAGUCUCAGAGAAAUGAAAAGUGUUCACAAUACUAAAAAAGUGAUUACUUCUGACUUUUUUUUUUCAUCCCUGGUGGAAAUGAACGUUAUAAACCCAAGCUUGUAUGCUUCUUUAGUAUUGCGAUAGAGCUACGAGGCUGAUAAAACAGAUAUUUUCCUUACUCUGAAAUAUGCUUAAAAUAUUGCUAAAUGCUGAAAUAUUGCUUAAAAUGCAUUUGGUCAGUAAUUAGAAAAGAUUCUUUAUAAAUACUUUUACAUGUUUGGGAGCUCCUUCCAAAAAUACAAAAAAUACAUACAAAGCUUCAUAAGGAGCUUUAAAAUAGUUACCGCUGCUGUUCCUUAGCUUCUGAUAUAAUAAUGAGUCAACACCUUCUUACCAAUCAGAAAGGAGUAUAGGAGAGACAUUAUUCCCUACAAAAGUUCCUAUUCAAAUACAUCUUUUUUUAACUUUAAGCCUUCAGGUUCUUCAAGGGAUAACACUGUGGCCUUUUCUCUACCAAAGAUGUUGAGAGUUAUUGAAAAGAGUUUUGAUAUUUGGUUUAUUGUCUUCGUUUCUAAAGUUAGUGGUCAUUCGCAUGGAGUGGUCACUUGUCAAGACAAAAGUUUAUAUUAAAUUAUUAAAGGUCAAGAAUAUUAAAUCUAGACUGCAUUCUCUACCAGUAUAUUUCUGUAGUUUUAUAGGAAGCAGCAGCAAUAAUAUUUUUGCUCCUUUCAUUGUAAAUCAUUGAGUCCUGCAUUAAUUCUACAUUCUAUCUCACCAUCAUCAUCCUCUUCUUCUUUAAACUCAUGCCUGGUAUUUCACCUUUUUUUUUUAGAUAUCUUUUACCAUCUUGUAGAAAACAGAUUCCUGAAAUGUCUUGUUUUAUGCUCAGUAAGGCUUUUUGAGGUAAUUAGCCAUUAUGCUAGCUAGGUCACUGUUCACUGUUAAUCACUGCAUUGACCUAGAGAUUAGACAAAACUGGUCAAGAAUCAUGAAAAUUUAUCUCUACUGGUGUUUAAAAGUAUAAUCAAUAAUGUAACUGUAUCAAAGUUUGGCCAGUACUGAAAUAAUUUAGCUGAGAUGCUAAUAUGAUGAACUGUACUGUAGCUAGCUAGGAAGACUAAAUGAAGUUAGCAUGACUGAUAAACAGAGAUUAAAAUACAAGGUUUCUGAAUAUUAUAUUAUUUGUCCUGUUUCAGGUAAAAAAACGACCUUUUAAAAUAUUUUUUCCUUGAUGAAGUUAUGUGUGUGAAAAAAACUUGUCAGGUGUCACCGUGGCUUAAGUCUGGCCAAAAAGAAAAGAUGAAAAAUUAGUUUGUAUAAAACUAUUUUUUUUUCUUCUUCUUAUAACAGAUUUGACACCUCAACUUUAAGAAAUCAAAACAAUGAUGAAAUGUUUUUAUCGAUUUUUUUAUUCUUAGCUUGGAAAAUAACAUGCUGUACAGGAGCCAGGCUAACAAACGUAGUUUGCCUGAAGAUGUCUAAAACUUUGCUAGCUGAUUAUGAUUUCCUCGCACAAUGAAUGUCAGGCAAUGAUCAAGCGGUUUCAUAGCUAUUGACCCUAACAAUGUAGUUUAUGAUGUAACCAGAUUUUACUUUCCUGUAGUGAUGCCUGCUAAAGAGAAACAUUUUUCAGUUCAGGAAAACCUGUAUAUAGUUUUCUCAGGCCACCACCACCACCCUUUCACCUCUCACACCACUUUCCAAUCACGGAUAUAACAAAAAUACAAGAAAACAAAAAAUGAUAAAAAUGACUCUCCAGACACCUGCAGGAUCCUGAAAAUCCUUUAGCUAUAUUUCAGCGGUCUCUAAAACAUUAGCAUGAAUCUCCUUUUAGUUUUGCAAGCUUUUUUCCCCAAAGUCACCAUCUGCUGGGCUCAUUUUAGCGGUAAUAUCUAAUUCUCACGUUGAUCAACCUGGGCUUGGGAACCUGUUUUUAAUAUGGCUGCUCUCCAAUCCUAGUCAGGAUCUCUAGGUCACACAGAACAGCUGCGCUCAAGCCCAAAAGCCCAGCAGCCAUUCAUCAUAACCGUCAUAUGAGCCGUCAUUAGCAGGUUCUCAUUUAUCAGCGCUACCUUGUCCUGUUUUUUUCUUUCUUUUUUUCUUUUUUUUGUUUUUUUUAACUGCUGUUUCCUCAUCAAGUAUUUUUCCCCCCCUCUCGAUUUGUCAGCGGUGGUUUAAAUCAGUAUGAUAUGCUGUUGUUCAGAAGACACUGAUAUCAUGUACUAGCAUAAUUUUUGUGCCAAAGAAACUUUGUAACCUAAGCUAUUGUGGUCGAAAGGAGUGUCUUGGGCUGUUGUUUUAAACAUAGUAAUUAGCAAUGGAAAUAACGUCGUUAGGGUAAUUGUGUUGUUUUUUUUUUUUGAUUAUUCUCUGUACUAAUGCUGUUCCAUUCCCUGCUUCCUUACUAAAUAGGCUAAACUCUGUUUUGUGCUAAGCACAAUCAGCUUUGACAGAGUAAUUAGUACUGUGCAUAAUUCUUUGUGAGAGAUUUAAAAAAAGAGAGAGAGAGAGAUAGAUCUAUUUAUUACGGCCUUUAAGACACUGGAUUUAAGAUAUUUUAAUGGGCCAGAGACAGAGUCCUCAUCAGGAUGCUUUGUUUAUUGUAUUUUACAUCACUGGAGUGUGUGAUGGAGAUGUAUGGGUGCUGCAAAGGGACAAAUCAACCUAUUCUACAAACUUAACGAUCAUCCGUAGUCAGGUACAGACUGACUUUUUGGAUGACGACAUUCUUUGACUGUUUUACUUUAUAUUUUUCUUCAUUUCAUUGAACUUGGAAGAAUAAAACAAACAAACAAAAAAAAAAAAACACAAAGUCUUUCGGACGUUUGCUCGUCUUUUCUGAGAAAACUUUGCUUUUUUAAUUCCUUCUUUUUAAUACUAGACUUUUUGCUGAUAUUCUAUUCUGUUCACCUGGACGAGAUUUUAUGUUGUUCCUCCUUCCUGUUAUGGAUACGUUCAACUUCCAAUGGGCUUUGUGACGUGCGAAAUGACAUACUGGGCUGGGCCUAAUCAUUCUACGACUUUGUGUUUCAGAGAGUCUAUGUUUUUAUGUAAUUAUGCUCAAAUGUGUUUUGCCUCUUGUAAUGUUUUUAACCUGUGGAACUUUAAAAAAAAAAAAUGGAAGAGCGUUAAUGAGACCAAAUAAAAUUUAACACAACUUAAAAAAAAAUGCUUUGAUGAAAUUUUUCCCCCCCAGUUUUUAUAAUGUGUGUUCAUUAAUGGUGGAGAAGCCUGAGUGCUUCAAUGGGAUUUUAAUAGGAUUUUGUGGGUAUUGUGUUAGCGGUGGAAAGUUCGACCAUGUCAGGAUUUCCUCACACUAACACUCCCUUAUUUCCCUUUUAAAUGGAGGGUUUUAUAGAUUUUGGCUCAUUUAUCAUGGCUGUGUGUUAGUGUUAGUGAGUGUGUGUGUAAAACCUAGUAACCUUACACUUAACAAAAGUAUGAAUUAUUGACUGCAAUAUUUCCUCAAAGCAGGCUUCAAAACUUUUGGCACCAAGCACAACUUCCUCUUUGACUCUUUAAACUUGUUUAAUAAAGUUUCUUUACAUUGUGA